This is a messenger RNA of Sorex araneus (European shrew), 13073 nucleotides long. It is a transcript of the gene STOX2, whose product is annotated as storkhead box 2. The transcript is spliced from 5 exons. Gene Ontology annotation, biological process: positive regulation of transcription by RNA polymerase II. The record is from RefSeq and is a predicted model, not a curated record. Gene Ontology annotation, cellular component: cytoplasm; nucleus. Lineage: Eukaryota; Metazoa; Chordata; Mammalia; Eulipotyphla; Soricidae. The coding region runs from base 3709 to 6678 and encodes 989 amino acids. Gene Ontology annotation, molecular function: DNA-binding transcription activator activity, RNA polymerase II-specific; RNA polymerase II transcription regulatory region sequence-specific DNA binding.
UUCACUUUACUUUCUCUUUACUUUAAUUACAUUCAAUAUUUCAACAGAAAACUCACUAUUAUUAUUUUGAAUUUCCCCCCAACAAUCAGACCUGCCAAAAAAGGCAUCAUUUGAUAAUUUGUUUUCCAUUGCUGAGAAUGAAGAGCCUAGGAGGUCAUGCAGCCACAACAGCGGCCAUGUGGUUUUUGAUUUUUGGUAUUUUAGUAAUUAAGUCCAGAGAAAUUUCUGCCAGAAGUCACAUCACUGCCAGCUCAUACCUCUGUUUAGUGGGCCUUCUAAAGCAGUCGCCACACUUCCGCCGGCCAAAGGAAAGGCCAAGAGAGAAAAACCUUUCCCCUUCUAGGGCAGCAUGGGGCUGUAGCUUAGUUCACAGUCUAGAGGCAUUUCUGCAAGAAGCCUCUGGGUGCCAAAAGUAGUUAGUAGGCCUCCGAGAUCAUAGGUGUUCAGGAACAGAGGAGCUAUUCGUAUGCAUGUGGCUGCUCGGGGUCACAUCUGGGCGGAGGGUGUAAGGAUACUUUUUUGUAGCAUUCUCAGUGGUUUUUCAUAAAGAACAAUAUAAAAUAUAUUAUUUUGGUUCUGCUUUAGAGCAGGGAUUGGGGUUCGGGAUGGAAACAUCUGAAAUAUGGUGGUGAGAAGGUGUCAUGGUGGUGGGAUUGGUGUUUGAAUAUUAAAUGUAAUGAAAUAUUAUGAACUACUUUAUAAAAUUAAAAAUUAUAUAUAUUUAAAAAAAAGAGAAGAGUGGAGGGGCCAGAAGACAGCAGGAGGGAGAGAGGAGAUAACGUGCACAUUGAAAGGCUCCGAGUUUCACCCCAGGACCUCCUUGCCUCCUCUCCCCCGAUAAUGCUGGCCGUGGCUCCUAUUUAAAGUAAAAUAGAAAAUAAAAUAUGAUGGUGGAACCUUUGAGGGGAUUCCUAAUUGGGGGCCAGGGCUUGCCAGGGAGACAGGAUUGGCAUUCCCAAACCUGACAGCCGCCACCUGUGUUAUUUAUUGGCCGGUGCUCUGGCCCGGAGCUUGACUCUGGGAGACUCAGAUCAUAAUAGAAGCAGAGCGGCUGCUUGGGAAGUCUGGGAGGAUGGUCAGCCACCAGGGCGGUGGAUGCCUCGCCAAAGUGACAGCACUGCCAGGGUUUUCCUUGUGUGGUUUGUUUUUGAGCCACACCUGGUGGUUCCCAGGAGACCAUGGAAUGGAAUCUGGAGUGUCCUCAUGCAAAGCAUGUGCUCUGGUCCUUAUAGUAUAUUUUCUCAGCCUCUGAUUAUAAGAUCUUAUACACACAUAUAAAUGGUAAGAUUUUUCUAGCACUUUCAAUCAACACUGCAUAAUUCCCUCUUGUCAGGGCAUUUGGUACUCAAUGGCAGGAGUUAGCUCUCCUAACAGCUGCAUAGUAUUCCAUUGUGUAGAUGUACCAAAGUUUCUUUAACCAGUCAUCUGUUUUAGGGCACUUGGGUUGUUUCCAUAUUUUGGCUAUUGUGGACAGUCAAACUGUAUUGCUCUGGCCCCAGACCCUGGUUUCAUCCCUGGCACUACAUGGAGCCCACCCUGAGCACCACCAGAGGUCACAGAGCCAGGGAUAGCCUUUGAACACAACCAGGUGUAGCCCCUAUAGCCCCAAAUCCUUAUAAUUAAUAGCACAGCCCAAAUGAACUGGAGCGUUAGCACAGCGGGUAGGGCAUUUGCCUUGCAUGCGGCCGACCCGGGUUCGAUUCCUCCGCCCCUCUCGGAGAGCCUGGCAAGCUACUGAGAGUAUCCCACCUGGAUGGCAGAGGCUGGCAAGCUCCCCGUGGCAUAUUAGAUAUGCCAAAAACAGUAACAACAAGUCUCACAAUGGAGACGUUACUGGUGCCCACUCGAGAAAAUCCACAGGACAACAGUGCUACAGUAUAGCCCAAACGCUCUUGCUUUAUGCCAUUGGCGUUACAAAAGCUUUGAAAGGAACAGGCUACUUCAGGAUAGCAGGGGGAACCCGUGUGUGUGUGUGUGUGUGUGUGUGUGUGUGUGUGUGUAAUAAAGCAAGUGCAGUGGAAUGUUGUCAACUGGGGUGUCUGGCGAGACAGGUGAGUGUUCUCUGCCCCUGUGAGAACUGGGUUCUCACAAAAGCUUUGUGACUUUUCUCCAAGUGUGUACCUUCCUAAGGGGAGCAGGCAGCAACUCGAGGGAGCUGGAACAGCCAGGCGCUAACAACCAGGUGGGACAGGGGAGGCCUGAGAGUAUCCUGAAGACCUGGUGCAUCCCAGGAUCCCAGGCCUCCACCCCGCACCAGGCCCAGCCAUCUACGUCCUGCCAAACCCAGGCCGUGGCCCCAGAGGUCUCAGCACUGGGUGUCUCUGCCGGUGGUGCCACCCACUCUCAUGCCCCGAGCCUUACCGUUGGGGUCACUGCAUCCACAUCCUUGCUUGAGUCUUUGUGUAAUUGGGCAGGGCCAGGGGUGGAACCCAGCGUCUCACACAUGCAAGCCAAGUGCUCCGCGGCCCCUGGUCCCGGUUCGAGUCUCUCCCCACUCCAUCGGCACCAUGGAGUGGAACUUAAUUCCCAGUUUGCUGAGGGGAAACGGGCGGGAAGAUUUGCUUCAGCAGGAUUGAAGCCCAUGCCGGUAGUCACCUUUCCCCGCCGAGGCAAACAGCAGAUGCCCCCAGCAAGCAUGGUCAUGUCUGGUCUGGACAAUAUCCCUCCCAGCUCAACGCUUGCCACUGGGCAAGGUGGCAACCGCAGCUGCACCCUGGGGAGGACAUUGGAACUAUGGGAGGGGGGCGAGGAGAAGGCCCGGCCACAGCCGGACCAGUGCGUGCCACAGCCAAGCGGCAAUCACCUGCACCAUGCCAGAGAGCAUCGUGGCCAAGGUGAGCCAGAAGUGUAAGCGCCACCCCAAAGAAUGCGUGUUGGGAGCCCCUAUGACAAUGACAGCAUGACCAAGGCAAGAGCAGAGGAGGAAUGUGCCAACCCCCCAACUCCACCUCGAGACUCAGAGACCUAAGUGGCAGAUGACCCACUGGUGAGCCUGCAAAUCGGCUGAGUCCUGUGGAUCCAUGACACCUUGCCUUCCCCCUCUGCAAAGUCACCCAGAGCUGUUUGGUACAGACACAGGCUGGAUAACGUUUAAAAACGAAAACAGUUUAAACCCAGUAUCAUUGUGGUCUGGGUCCCGGUGGGUGCGUCACGGAGGGGACUGGGACUCCCGGAGGGAGUAGGCGGCAGGGGGCUGGGGAACAGGGAGCGACCAUUUCCCGGUGCUUGACGGAGUAGGGAUUCCAACGCCACUUGCAAGGCUAGCGCCAGCCCUUGGCGGAUCCACUUGUUCCAGCAGGAGGUGGGCCAGGGUGGAGCGUGGGGAGGAGCGACACGCGCAGCGCGCGCGGACGGAGCCUCCAAGUGUCGCCACGCGUCCCUCCGGCCCGCGGGGCUCCCCGGGGUCCCCCUGGCGCCACCUCCAACGCGCGCCCCGCCUCGGCCGCCUGCCACGUCCUACUCCCCGGGGUUCCCGCGCGGCCCAGCGCAGCCCAGGGGCUUCCCCGGCCCCGGCGCGAACCGCCCGCCUCCCGCCGCGUCUCCGCCCCUACCCGGGGCCGCCGGCGCCGAGGGAGGCGCGGGCGCAAACGCCGGAAAAUGAGCGGUGCCCGGAGGGGGACCCCGAGCUGCAGCGACAUCCUGGCGGCAGCUCCCGGCAGCAGCGGGCGCCAGCGGUGAGCGCGGGGGGGUUUCGGCGCGCCCGGAACGAUGGAGAAGUUUCUGCAGAUCGCGCCCCACUCUCUGGCCAUCGUCCUGGGCCCGGCCGAGCGCCCUGCGGGGGACGCGUCGGGGUCCGCGCAGCCCGCGCCCCCCGCGCAGCCCCGGCAGCUGUCCCGGCACCACAUCGGCUACGAGAUCUUCGCCGACUUCAAGGCCGAGAACAUGCAGCACUUCUGGAACAAGAGGGUCACGGCGGCGGUGGCCGAGACCUUCUUCCUGGGCUGGAUCGACGAGCAGGUCCUGCUGAUCCAGGGCAAGGAGGAGCAUCUGCAGGCGCUGCGCGAGGGCUGGACGCGCCGGGCGUUGCGGCCACCCUCCGGCUUCCACAUCCGCUGCCUCGGUGAUGUCUCACCAAUCAGUAUGUCUCCCAUCAGCCAAUCUCAGUUCAUUCCACUCGGGGAAAUUCUUUGCUUGGCCAUCUCAGCAAUGAACUCGGCAAGAAAACCUGUCACCCACGAAGCACUCACGGAACACCUGACCACGUGUUUUCCAGGUGUUCCCACCCCAAGCCAAGAGAUUCUCCGACACACACUGAACACUCUGGUGCGGGAGCGGAAGAUCUACCCGACUCCCGAGGGCUACUUCAUCGUGACCCCGCAGACUUACUUCAUCACUCCCUCCCUCAUAAGAACUAACAGUAAAUGGUACCAUUUGGACGAGAGGAUCCCAGACCCCUCCCAGUGCACCUCCCCACAGCCCAGCACCCUCACCCCCUCGGCCUCGGGCUGCAUCCGGGAGAGGACCUUGCCCCGGAACCACUGCGACUCCUGUCACUGCUGCCGGGAAGACGCACACAGCAUGCACGCCUCCACGCUGCAGAGGAAGUUCGCCAAGGACUGCAAGGACCCCUACGGCCCACCGCCCCUCUGCCAGGUGCCGCCCCCCGAGAAGAGCAAAAGCACAGUGAACUUCUCCUACAAGGCCGAGACCCUCUCCAAACCCAAGGAGGGCGAGAAGCAGUCCAAGAAGUUCGGGCUCAAGUUGUUCCGGCUGAGUUUCAAGAAGGACAAGACCAAGCAGCUGGCCAACUUCUCGGCCCAGUUCCCCCCCGAGGAGUGGCCCCUGCGAGACGAGGACACGCCCACCACCAUCCCGCGGGAGGUGGAGAUGGAGAUCAUCCGGCGCAUCAACCCCGACCUGACGGUGGAGAACGUCAUGCGGCACACGGCCCUCAUGAAGAAGCUGGAGGAGGAGAAGGCGCAUCGCAGCAAGGCGGGCUCGUCCGCCCACCACAGCGGCCGGAGCAAAAAGAGCCGGACGCACCGCAAGUCCCACGGCAAGUCGAGGUCCCACAGCAAGACGCGGGUGUCCAAAGGGGACCCGUCCGAGGGCUCCCACCUGGAGAUCCCCGGGGACCGCGAGUACGACUUCUGCGACCCCGUGACCCGGGCGCCGCGGGAGGGCUGCUUUAUCAUCGAGCACAAAGGCGACAGCUUCAUCAUGCACAGCAACACCAUCCUCGAGUCCCAUUUCCCCAUGACCCCCGAGUGGGACGUGUCCGGGGAGCUGGCCAAAAGGAGAACGGAGAUGCCCUUUCCGGAACCUUCCAGGGGCAGCGCCCACUCCAGGGUGCACCGGAGCCACAGUCACACGCAGGACCGGAGGUCGCGGAACGAGCGGUCCAGCAAAGCCAAGGAGCGGUCCAGAUCCAUGGACAACUCCAAGGGGCCCCUGGGCACGUCUUCCUUGGGGACGCCCGAAGAGCUGGCGGAAGGCUGCAGCCAGGACGACCCGACCCCUGGCCAGUCGUACGUCGACGACAGUACUUUGAGGCCGGCGCAGACGGUCUCCCUCCCCAGGGUGCACGUGCUGUCCACCGGCUACAAAGAGGUGUGUCUUCCGGAAAUCGUCGGUGGCAGCAAAGAACCUUCCGGAAGCUGCAGCCUUUUGGAGCCAGGCAAGCCCGCCGUGGAAGCUUUGCCUUCAUACGGCGAGCUCAGCCCCUGCCCGGCAAAGGCGAGCACAGACGACUACUUCCAGUGCAAUACCUCCAGCGAGACCGUGCUCACGGCGCCGUCCCCUCUGGGCAAGAACAAAGAGGACCACGACACGCUGACUUUAACGGAAGGGGUGAAAAAGCUGCCCCUGUCCGACAGGCAGACCCCCCACUCCUCCCGGGAGCCUGCGGGACAUAAGGAGGAGUCUCCCAAAGGGCCAGGCGGGGGCCCGGCCACGGUGGGAACGGGGGCCGACGGGCUGGUCAACGGGCGCCUGGCCCCGCACCACGGCGCAGAGUCCAGCAGCCUGGACAAGAGGAAAGAGAUUUUCAGCAAAGACACCCUGUUCAAACCCCUUCACAGCACCUUGUCUGUCAACAGCUACCACAAGUCGAGCCUGUCCCUCCUCAAAUCCCACCCCAAGGCCCCCGGCGACCCGCUGUCGGGGCGGGGCGAGAAGCUGGAAGCCUCGUUGAUGGGGUCCACGGGGGCGCAAGCCGGGCCGGCCUCCCAGCGCCAGCAGGAGCCCGGGGGGAACCAGGAGGCCUCGUUCGACUAUUACAACGUCUCCGAUGAUGACGACUCGGAGGAAGGGGCCAACAAAAACGCAGAGGAGGAGAAGAACCGAGACGCCGUGGGUACCAUGCAGUGGCUUCUGGAGCGGGAGAAGGAGAGGGACUUGCAGAGGAAGUUCGAGAAGAACCUCACGCUCAUGGCCCCCAAAGAAACAGACAGCAACAGCAGCCAGAGGGCCACGCACUCGGCCCGCCUGGACAGCAUGGACAGCAGCAGCAUCACCGUGGACAGUGGCUUCAACUCGCCACGCACUCGGGAGAGCCUGGCUUCCAACACGUCAAGCAUCGUGGAGAGUAACCGCCGUCAGAACCCGACCCUGAGCCCAGCCCAUGGUGGAGGUGGGCCGGCCUUCAGCUUCCGAGCGAGCACAGACGCCCCCACCAAUGAGGCCGAGAAAUUACAGAAACCUUCCAACUGCUUGCAGGCUUCUGUGACUAGCGUGUGAUGGUUCUUCUGCCUCCGAUCUCCUGUCUCAUUCGAUCCAGCCAAGUUUACGACACUGGGACUGAUGUUUACAUCUUUGGAAAGACAAGCAUCUCAACCACAGUUUUCGUGUUCACCUAAACUGUGCUGCUAAAUAGGCUAAGGCAAAAACAAAACAGAAACACAAAAAUCUUUAUUUCAAAGUAUUGCUUUUCAAUUUAUGGCUCUGUAGCAACUGACUAGCAGUAGGGUGAUAUGUAUACUUUUGCUUCACUAAUUGUAACUGAGCACACAUAGGGAAGUCGACACACUGUACGUGUGAUAUGCAUUUCAAUGUCAUGCCGUUGCCAAUUCCUUUUUCAAAUGCCACAGGUGCGUGUUGCUACCAACCUCUGGUUGGAUGGUACCGCAGAACUGAUCCUUGACACUUCCCAAACAAAUAACGAAAGCCACUAUGAAAUGUCACAUACAAGGGUCCACUGUGGGGGAAAUCAAUGCCAAACUGACAGAAGAAACCCAGCCCAUUAUGUGUCUGAGUCAUUGGGACAUCAGUCAUUUUUCACUGUGAGUUCUCGUGACCCAGGUUUCUAAGGAGCCCGUGGAAGUGUGUGAGAAGGGGUCUCGAUCGGAGUACGGGAGUGUUUGUUUUCAGGAUUCUUGUCUUACGUGUACCAGAUGCUUACAUGUCUGAUUUUUAACCUUCCAUAAUCACCAACAGGAAUAUAGGCCUUUGAAUCUGAAGUGGACAGAGGAAAGACAGGCCCAGCCUGGCCGGGAGCCCACCACUGAGAGAUGGAGAGGUAAUGUGGAAUUUUAAAAGGUGUCAAUCAGAUAUGUCAGGAAGGAAAUUUCCUCCUUAUAAUAUUUAGGAUGAUCCUCUCUUCCUAAAAUAGAUACUGAUAAUUAGUUUGUUUAAAAGCAACAUGUUCUUUGUGAUACAAAUGAAGAGUAUGGGCUGAGGAUGUUAUUCUUUCUAAUGGAAGGACAUAAAUCUAUUUUAUGUAGUUUUAAAUAGAAUGCCUAAAUUAGGCUAUGGGAAAUAAUUUUUAGUGGUUCUAGGAAAGAGCAAAAUUAGGGAGUUGAACUUCAGGCCUUUUAUUCCUGGAAAGAUAUCUAUAGAGAAAACUUUAAAAUAAUUUUUGAUUAGAAAUAUACAUGUGACCAUUUAAUUAACAACAGAAUUGUGCUCAUUCUGCAAGAAUAGUAUAAUUCUAACUUGCACUCCUCUAAAAUUGAUCAAAAUAACAAUUAUGCAUACCUGACUAUGCCAGAAGAAUGUUUACAACUACUUUGUAACCAAUUUCAGGAGGGAUUUUAACAUCAGAUCGAUAAUUCUUAGCCCAAGUUAUUUCUAAAGGGUUUGUUAACAUUUUGGUUUGGAUUUUGAAGUCAUGUUGGAUACAGAGAUUCUCAGCAGCAAAAUCAAAAACAAAAACCCUAUUACAAAAAUAAAAUUAAGCUUCAACUUUAUAAGAAAGAGACUUUUCCAAGUUCCCAUGUUUGCAGGUUGGAGAGAUGAUACAGGCAGGGAUUAAGAGCCCCACUCUGCACAGAACCAACCCGAGUUUGAUCUCCAGCACUACGGGCGGUCCUGAAGCACAGCCAAGAGUGAUCCCUGAGCACCAAGCCAGGAGUAAGGCCUGAGUACAGCUGUGUGUGGCCCCAAAACCAAAACCACCACCACAACAAAAAAAGUAAAAAGUGGUCACAUUUUAUGAGAACAGUGGAAUAAAUUAGUACAAAAUGAGAAAUGAUUUGCAAAAGGGUUGCAUAUAAUAUAAGCAAAUGGCCUGAUAGGUGGUUUUAUCUCAUUCAAUGGAAUGUAAUAUUUGGAGCCACAUACCAAAACAAAAAAAAAAGAAAAAAGAAUCAAAAAUAUUUUGAAUAUCCUGGAGUCUAGCCAUUGGCAUAAAAGCAGUAGGACCCUUGUGUCCCACUAGCUAGCUAGUACUCUGCUGUAAGAUUGUAAUUCUUGUUCUCAUGUCCAGAGCGCCACUCAGUCGUGAGAAACGGAAGUUGGGUUGGGUCCAAGUGGACCAUCAGUUUUACUACCGCUUCCUUCUUUGUGGUGCUUCGUGUGAAAGCGCCAGCAUCUUGGCCGCUCCCACACCACUGAAAUGGACUUUCAGGGCAUGCCUCAGUUGCUCAGAAAUGCACUCUUGGCCUCGUUGCUUCAGCAUCUCCGGAGGACACAGCGGAGAUACAGCAGAGAGACUGGGAACUCCAUGUCUUUCUGUGGAGAAUUGGCUACCAGGUGGUUCUGGCUCAGCUAUCUCCUCCACCCUCAGAACUGUUCUCAGAUGUUCAUCAUCUAUCAGUUCCUAAACACUUACAACCCGGAAACCACACGUCAGUCUCUGGGUGAGCCAUUCUCAUAGUCUGCUGCUGUGGGGAAGGAAAACGUGAACUUUAAAAUAGGAAUUUGUCACGAUUUCCCAAGAACUAGGUUUACAGAAGACAUUCUUCAAAUGCUGAGGGUCCUGGGCUCCAUGAUCCAAAAACUCCCUUAAAGAAACAGCCAUUCGCAUAGAAAUGUUGGACUUGAAGGUGCUCCGAGGCCCACAGAUGCUCUUAGGUUCUUUAGGCUGGUGGCCCCCUGGAGAUUCUUGCCUGGGAGAGGGGAGGUGUGACGGGAAGCAUGUGACACGUGUGUCCCAAAGGCGGGGUUCUCAGCGACCCGACAGUGGGACCCGCCCUAGCUUUUCCACCACCCUUUUCCUUCAAGGACACGGAAGCUCUGUGUGACGGGUUGGACCCCAGUCUUGGCUUGGAGAGUGUCCCCCCCACCCCCACCCCCAGGAAAGGCGGGUAGAACUCAGCCGGUGGAGAGCGUUCCACUUCCGAGGGGCAGCCAACUGUCUGCCUUUUGCACUUAUGUAUUAGUAUGAUACAGCCUGUUCCUUUCUGUAACUUUUAUUUUUGCAUAUAACUACCUCCAUAAAUUUGAUGAAGCAGCAGCCCUGCUUGCAGUGUAUUGUUCAGCAGAACGAAGUCGCAACCUUCCUCCACCGAAUUUAGGCCAUGAUGUCCUGUGUGUGCUCGAGCGUGUGUGUGUCUGUUCUGCGGGUGUCGAUGUGGACUCCUGACUUGGGUGCUCCCAUCGUUUUUCUUUGCUGGCCUUCUGUUCUCUUCAGACAUCAAGCUCUCUCUCCUCUCAUCCCCACAGAAGUGUGCUUGAUCUCAUGACAUAUGAAAGCAAGCUUCAUUUUCCUCUCCCCACCUCUCCCCCCAUCUCUGCUAGAAGGUCUCUCUAGCCAAGAGCCCAAUUGGGAAACAGCCUUGAGUGAGCUACUCCUCAGGAAACCCAGAUUCAGAUUCUAGGUUUUCAGUCGCAGAAGACCAGAGAAAUGGGGACUGCCGGUCAGGACCACGUUGGGUCUCCCAGCCCCACUCCUACACCACUUUCUCAAGCCCAAACUUGAUUCUAGUUGCAAGCGCUGUGUGAUGCGUUCACCACUUCUGAAAGUGAUGGGUGUUCCAUUUUAUUUCUGUGGCACCUCUCAGGGGACCUCAGUGAGCAUCUGGAAAGGGGAAGCUUAUCAAAUAGAGACAACCCAUAGUAGAGGAGGAGGGGAGCUAGCUGGACCUCAAUUCUCAAUAAAAAAAAAUUUUUUUUUUUUACAAAUUCCUGCUUCUCUAAUAUUGGUGCAGCCCGAGUUCAGGAAGCAGAAAUUGAAAGUUAGUUUGGAAGUAACAGUGCACAGAACACCAGCUUUUCCCGGGUCGCCCCUUUCAUAAGCCAGCCAGCAUUUCAGAAACAUACAUUUUAAUGCUAUUGCAUACACCAUGGGGAGAAAAGGUAAAACAGAACCAUGUUUAGCGAACAUGGAGGCAUUGCUCCUUGUUUGUAGGUUGGCACUGUUUUGUAAAAAUUCUACCCAGGAUAAACCACUGAUCACCACAAAGUGUACUUGAAAAUAAAGUUUGUAACUGGAGCAAGAUGCCUAUUGCUUAUAGCAGUACUCGAGUCUCAGAAGCCUCACCAUUUGUACCAGGGGCAGUAUUAGGUUCUUGAUUGGAAACCAGCUGCCAGUCACGGCUUGGCCAGCUCAGUUGGGGAUCUCUGAGUGUUUUCACUGCAUUCAGAGUCACAGACAAUUCCUGAAGCCGAUCCUAUUUCUAAUACCCAUACUUGACGUGAACAAGUUGAAGGAGUGACUUCAAGUUACCCAGAAAAGCCAGUGGCAGCUACCCUGGGUCUAUCUCUGAGAUAGACCCUCCCGGAAAUUCCUACACACACGUGUUGCUGUUUUUCCAAUGUGUGCUAAUACAGUUAAAAAAAAAAAGCAUCUCGGCACCUUUGCCCGUUUUCACUGGGAAGGUCCGUGCCGUUCCUCAGCCACGGCUCACUGCCGCCUCCCCCGGCAGUGACGCCUGAGCCCAGUCCACCCAAAUUCCGUGGCCGGCAGAGCUCAGCGCUCAAGCGGUCGUCGGUGACGUUUCCUGUUGGGUUUCUUAGAUUUCCCGUGCUGAAACACCGCCUGUCAGGAGCGUGGCUGCUUCUGGCAGUAGAAGGUGCGGAAGCAGAAAUUCUCACUGACCACUUAAUCCAGAACUCUCUACAGUGCUCCCGAGCACCACCGAAACCCAGAACUGUGUGUGCAUUGUUGCGCCCUGCUGGGAAGGAUCUGGAUUUCUGAGGGAGCUCUUUGUUCUAAGGGUUUCCUCAGAGUUGGAGACGGGAGGCCCUUCACGGGCGCCUUCUCCACGGCCCCAGGCCACAUGCCGGCAGCUCAAUGCCGGGUGACGUGGCCGCCCCCUGCAGAGUGAGCUUCCCCCCUCCCCUCUCGAAGUCUGUACAGUCCUCCUACCUCCUGUCGAGGCGCCCAGAAUUCUACUUGGGAGCGACUCCUCUGCACGUGUUCAGGGCUUGUGAAAGUCCGAACACGGGGAACGUGAACACUACAAGCCACAUGGUUUUCCGAACCGUAGAGAACCUGGUCUGGCUUUAGGUUCAUAUAAUAGGGCCAGCAAAGUGGUUGCCUCACACCCCCUCUUUGCCCGGUAAUGUGAAAGAACCAGCUACGAGGCCAUGUCCCUCUGCCAGGAGAUUCUACAGGAUUAUAAAAUCCAGCCAUAGAUAUUUGUAUCUAGGACACAUUUCAUGAGUGAGAGAGAUUUUUUAAAAAGAAAGAAAAGAAACACCCAUCAUAAAAAAAAAAAUCUCCUGGCAUGUUUGCAAGAAGCAUUGACACCUUCGUGCUAGAGUUCAUCUUGUGUCUUGGGCAUUUCAGAGAGAGAGAGAGAGUUUACGGGGGCUUCAACCGAGUCCAAGUUUUGCCUUUUCUUGGCCCUUGUUUUGAGGAUGUAGAAGGCGUUGCUUUGCAAGGUUCCGCAUUCUCCAAGGCUCAAAAGGGAUUCGGUCUUCUUAGGGAUGCCCGUUAGCAGGAUCGGGGCUUUUGUGGUUCGGCCAGCUUCCCAGGUGAACGCACACAGGCCCCGCCCAGAUGCGAGCGAGGUGGAUCCCACGUGAGGCAGCAGUGGUUGCAGAAGCCCUAGUGGAAGGCUAGACGCUCGGCUGGUCUGUGUCCAGCCGCCUACCUCCCUGUCCUUAGGCUGAUCUUGGCAGCCAGGCUGCCAGUAGAUCUCAGACCUGAGCUCUCCCACCUCUGUCUCUGCAGUUACAGGAAAUGAAUCAUGAAAUAGACAGCCCAGCAGCUCCUCACCUUCUGAGGUGCUCCCUCCCCUCCCCCACCCCCGCCCCCGCCCCGCAGAGAUAUCAAUGUGCCACCUUGGAGGGGCACAAUGGCGCAUGGUCUGGCACACACCAUGGCCUCGAGCUGCUCUCGGGUCCCCUUCACAGACGUCUUGACAACAGCUACUAAUUAAGGUCCUAACGAGUGGUUGACAGAUACUACUUUCCAGAAAAAGAAUUCACUUCCAACUAUCAGUUUCAAGUGAUCACAAUUCUGCAGGUAUCUUUCUCUGAGUGACUGAAUGUGACUAUUGCAUCGGAGUAAAUGAAUUCAGAAGUGCAAGUGGAAUUUGCUGUAUGUUAGAAAGGGGUUUUGCAGCCAAGACUGCCUUGAAUCAAAUGUGUUUGCACUGAAAAAAAAUUUAAAUUACUUGGUCUCUGGUUGCUGUAAAGGCCAUCCAAGAUGGAUGUUCUGUUUAUAUUGUAUAGUAUUUCAUAUGAAAUAAUUACAGUUCAUGAAAUGUCUUCCCUAAUGUUACUGAUUUAUAACAGCACAUUUGUAACCUGGUUUUUAUCGUCGGUGUACCAUAUUGUAAAUGAUGAUUACUUGUCAUGCUUAGUAUAAUAACUUAAAAGAAAAAAAGCACAGGGAUUUUUGUAAGUCUAUAUUUGAAAGUCCCUCCAUAUGGUAAUAUUGUGUUCAUGUUGUUUAUGUAGUGUUGUGUGAAAUAUCCAUUUUGGAUUGUGUUACUUUUUAAGAUAUUAAAUAACAUUUCGUUAUA